AUGGGAUGCGGCCAAUCCAAACAAGAUGAUGCAAUAGCUGCCAAUUUCUUUGAUGGGGCCAAGGAAUCUCAGUCUGCACAACUGCAAAAAGACUCUACGAGAUCAGGAGAACUGAAGAGUAACACACCACAAAAUUCAGCAAGGUCCUCACAACAAAAGGAUUCCGCACGGUCAGCAGCAGCAGCAGCAUCACAGCCAUCAAGUGACGAUCCACAACAAAUUCCACAAUCUCCUAGACAAAAUUCACAAUCGCACAUAGAACAACCACUCUCACCUCGAUCACCCAAAGUGCCAUCCAGAGAAGCUUCCUCUCAAAGGGGAAGUAGUCAAGGGAGUUUGAUGAAAAGUCCUUCGGGGAUCAAAUCAGGCCGAAAGAGUGAAUUUGUGGCUCCUCCCUCGUCUACAUCGUUUUAUAAUAAUCCCGCUGUUACUGCACAGACAACGGACAAACCUAGUCCUCCGGCGCCUGCAGCUGUACCAGCGCCUCCACUGCCAUCAAAGGGCCAGGAUCCACCUGCGGCACCACCAUCACCACCAGAGACGACGUCCGCGCCUCCAGCGGCAGCACCGGCACCAGCACCAGCCCUCAAAAACAAGAAUACAGAAAAACCAAAGACCGGACCGGGCGGAGCACCGAGGGGCAAUUUCAAGCCCCAGCCAACCAUAUUGGACGAUGACGACUUUUCCGUGGCUCCUAGUCUCGACACGGCCAUGCGCAGUGUUUCAGGACGCAAGUUUGGGGAUGUCUACAAGCGGGGCAAGAAGUUGGGUUAUGGUGCAUUUGCCGAUGUCUUUAUUGGUAUCCAUAAGCCAACGGGGAAACAAUAUGCUAUCAAACAAGUGAAUCGAUCCAAAAUGAUGUGGGGUCAACGGGACGCUUUGAAGGAUGAAAUUGAUAAUAUGAAAAUGGUGCGGGCCGGACCCAAUAUUGUACAACUUUACGAAGUGUUCGAAGAAAAAACAUUUUCGUACCUCGUGACGGAAUUGAUGACGGGGGGAGAACUGUUUGAUCGAAUCAUUGAAAAGAAAACCUUUACCGAAGAGGAAGCGAGAAGUUGUUGCCAGUGUGUCCUGAGUGCUUUGGAGUAUAUGCACAACCAACGAGUGGCGCAUCGUGAUCUAAAGCCAGAGAACUUGCUGUUGGCCAGUCGAGAGUCGUUGCUGCCGGUAAAGCUGGCCGAUUUUGGAUUUGCAAAGGCUGUGGCCAAAAAGAAUGGCUGUCGGACACUCUGUGGUACACCUGGAUACCUAGCUCCGGAAAUUCUAGAGCGGUGGCCUGCCUAUGAUGUCAAGUGUGAUAUUUGGAGUGUGGGUGUAAUUCUUUUCUUAUUGCUCGGUGGAUACUUACCCUUUGAUGCGGACGACGAACAACUCGUCUUUGAUCGAACGAGAAAUGGACAAUAUGACUUUCGACCAAAGUUCUGGCGGCACAUUUCCAACGGCGCCAAGGACUUGGUCUCGCAAUGCUUGACCAUCAAUCCCAACAAGCGAGCUAGUGCUACCUCGGCAUUGCAACACGGAUGGAUGAGUGUCGGUGGAUCGGAAUUGGCCACUCACCAAGUCGAUGUGGGAAAGCUCAAGGUUAUGGUGCAAGCAAGACGAAAGAUGAAGGCGGCAGUCAAGACGCUCGUGGCGGCCAACCGAUUCCAACAGCUGAACGACGACUUUACCGUAUACAUGGAAAAGCGCCGAGGAGAAUCGAUUGUCUCACAUUUCUCUUACAUGACCAGCAGCACACGCACGGGUCACAAGCGCUAUGUCGAAGAUAGUCCCUCGGGAAAACCAUUCACCAACUUUUUCUUGUUGGGAGAAAAACUCGGGGAGGGUGAGCAUUCAUACAUUUAUCGAGCAACGCGGAAGCAAACCCAACAAUCGUACGCUGUCAAGCAUGUGGAUCUUCUUCCAUUGGACGACGAAUCUAAACAAACCAUUCGCGACGAAGUCAAAGCACUGCGGCUCCUUCGAGGUGGUCCUCACAUUGUUCGGCUCUUUGAUGUCUUUCAAGAACCCGAGAGUGUUUACUUUGUUUUUGAAGAAAUGACUGGUGGAAACCUUCUAUCAAGAAUUGUCGAAAAGGAAGUCUACACAGAGCGUGAGGCUCAACAAGUCUGCAAGAUUGCAUUUACUGCCAUUAACUAUUGUCAUAUGAAAAAGGUGGCCCACCGUGACGUCAAGCCAGAGAAUUUCCUAUUGGUCCAAGAAGGAGACGAUACCAGUGUCAAGCUGGCAGAUUUUGCCUUUGCCAAGAGGUGCGCUAGAGAGAAUUCACUGCUGACUCUGUGUGGUACAGCGCAAUACGUGGCUCCCGAAAUUCUGGACGACAACAGUGCGGGAUACGACGAACGAUGUGACAAUUGGUCAUUAGGUGUCUUUACUUUUGUACUGCUUGGUGGCUAUCCUCCAUUCGAAGGAAUCACUGGUGACCUUGCCAACGAAAUCAAGACUGCAGAUUACAAUUUCCACGACGAGUACUGGACGGAGGUCUCGUCUAGUGCCAAGGACAUGAUCCGAUCUUUACUUGUUGUUGAUCCAAAGAAGCGUACUACAGCUGCUGACGCACUUGCCUGUGAAUGGAUGGCCAGUGAGGAAGAGCAGUUAGUUUUGCGAGACUUGUCCAAGGUGCAAAGCCAAAUGUUGGACAAGUUGGGCCCCAAAAACAAGGUGAAGAUGGCAGUCCAAACGAUUAUUGCAAGGAACAAAUUCAUGUCUAUUGCUGGUAUGAAAAAGGAUCUACAAAUUUCAAGCAGGCAUUCAGUUGACCAAUCGAUACUGGAAGAAGAUGAAAGCUUUGAUAACAAUUAUACUUGGGGGGAGCAGAUUGGUAUUGGAACAUUCUCUGCAGUUCACGAGGUCACGAGCAAAGAGUCCGGCAAGCUUUACGCAGCCAAGAAGGUUACGCGGAAGGACUUGCACCCAAGUGAUGCAGUGGCCUUGCACGACGAGAUCGCCGCAUUGCGAAAAGUUGCCGGCUCUGAACAUGUCGUCAAGCUUUAUGACGUUUACGACGAGCCGGAUAAUACUGUCAUGGUUUUGGAAAUCAUGGGAGGUGGUGACUUGAUUGAUCGGAUUAUUGAAAAGCGUCACUACACGGAAUACGACGCCAAGGAAGUUAGCAGAAAACUGAUUAUGGGUGUUGCCCACUGCCAUAAAUUCAAGAUUGCUAAUCGCAACCUCAAGCCUGAAAGUUUAUUGCUGAAAGCGGGAAGUGACACAGAUGUCAAGAUCAGUGACUUUGGUUACGCCAAGACGGUGACUUACCCGAACUCCCUGCGAACACAGUGUGGUACUGAGGGAUAUGUUGCCCCUGAGAUCCUUGAACACAGACCUGCCUAUGACAUUGCUUGUGAUAUGUGGAGUGUUGGUGUUGUCAUCUACAUCGUCCUCGGUGGGUACCGUCCAUUCCGAGGAGAAGGGGAGGAAGUAAUGAAACAAAUCCGAUACGGAGAAUACAAGUUUCACAAGCGCUACUGGAGCCAUGUAUCCAAAGACGCCAAAAGUUUGAUCCAACAGAUGUUGACUAUAGAUCCACGAGAGAGAAUUACAGCUGAAGAAGCACUAACGAGUAAAUGGGUGACGGCUGAGGAGUCUACACUCAACACGGUAGAAUUGUCGGGCAAUAUGGAGGACUUGAAGAACCUGCGAAGUGCGAAAUCCAAGCUACGCAGCGCAGUCAAGAUGGUCAUGGCAACUAAAAAGCUCCAGAGCCUGAGUGGUUUUCGGUCGCACCAAGAUUUCUAA
This is a messenger RNA of Cylindrotheca closterium, 3738 nucleotides long. The record is from the annotation of a GenBank genome assembly. Lineage: Eukaryota; Bacillariophyta; Bacillariophyceae; Bacillariales; Bacillariaceae.